Messenger RNA from Andrographis paniculata, 1206 nucleotides. RefSeq lists its product as uncharacterized. The transcript has a single exon. The record is from RefSeq and is a predicted model, not a curated record. Lineage: Eukaryota; Viridiplantae; Streptophyta; Magnoliopsida; Lamiales; Acanthaceae. Bases 160 to 1011 code for a protein of 283 amino acids.
GUAGUAUUUAUUGGUCCAAUUUUUGUUUGCACCGCCGCAGUCUUCCAUGCACUGUAUCCAACCAAUUCACACCUUCCUCCCCUCUCCUCUACAUUUCCAAUCCCCAAUUCUCUGUCUGCUUCCCAAUUUUCUCCGCUCGAUCCUAUCGAUCGUCUUCAAAUGAAUCAACCAGAUCAUACGAAGCUCGUUUCAGCUUCAUCAGAUGGCGCCGGAGACGAAGAAUCGCCGGUGAAUUCCGAUCUCGCGGCGGCAACGGCCGCGGUGGAGGAUUUGGAGGCUGAUUUUCCGCCGGAAUCGUUUUGGCUAUCGAAGGAUGCGGAAUUCGAUUGGUUCGAUCGCAACGCCUUUAUAUACGAGCGGAAGGAUUCUACCAAAGGAGGUAAUAAUAAUAAUUCGAGCUUAAACCCUAGCUCUAACUCUAAUUCUCAGCGAUUCUCCGUUAGCUUGAAAUCGAAGGCGUCCAUUAUCGGAUUGCCUAAAUCUCAGAAAGCUACGUUGAUGGAUUCCAAGCGGAGGACGUGUAAACCGGCGAGUAUUCGGUUGUUUCCGAACCGGUCCGAUUCGGUCGGGAAGUCCUCCGUACCUGUGGCCGAGCCUGGAUCUCCUAAGGUUUCCUGUAUAGGUAGGGUGAGGUCGAAGCGCUGCCGCCGCCGGUCUGCUUCGUUGAAAAGGAAGGAGAAGCUGAUAGAGAAAUCUAGAAGCAACGGCGGCGGCGGCGGUGGUGGUGGAGAGAAGCAGAAGGCUGGUUUCUACUCGAAGGUGAUGAGUAUCUUUAGGAAGAAGAAAGGUCACCGGAAGGCGUCGAGGUCGGCGAGUCGGAAAGUGGUGGAGGAAGAGCAGGUGGUGGUGGACCUACGGCGGCGGAGCGUGAGCGUUAAGGUACGGGAAAUUCAGAUGAGCGGUGAACCGGCCGGUUUAGGAGAGGUUAAGAGGUUCAAGUCGGGGCGGCGGUCGGAUUCCUGGACCGCCGAUGAUUUCGGUCAGGCCGUCUCAGGGCUGCGCGUGGCUUAGGUGAAUGGCGCGUGGCACGUGAGCGAGUGGCGUGUGGAGUUGUUGACGGGCAGAGGGCAGUGAGUGACGUGGCUGUUAAAAUUAACCGUAAUGUACGAUUUUCCAAUUUUACCCUUCUGUUUGAUUGUGCUUUACUCACUUUUUGUAAAUAUGCAGUAGUAUUAUAACGGUAGGUUUUUCUUUGGAGUGGAUAAA